UAGACAAUUGGGGGACACCGCCACCAUCUACAGAAGCUCUUCCAGAGGAAACAAUUGUGCCAGAUGCAGACUUUUGGGUAACACCACCAGCACCCCCAUCUACAGAAGAUGACUCAUUUGGGGGCUGGCAUCCAUCUUGCCCAGAUGGAUGGAGUAUGCACAGUCAACAGUGCCUCAUCUUUGUUCCAGAAAACAUGACCUGGGACGAUGCUCAGAAUAACUGUCACUCUCAUGGAGGACAGCUUGCAUCUGUGUAUGAUGACUUUCAAGCUUAUGAGAUUCAAGCGGAGCUGAAGCGUGCUGGACAUGAUCAUGGAGAAUUUUGGGUUGGAGGCCAUAAUAGUCCAGGGAAUCCUUCUUGGUCCUGGAGUGAUUAUUUGGGAAUGUCUGCUUUUGCUGACUUUUGUAAUGGAGACACAGUCGAAGAUGAGCACCACUGUUUGCAAAUAACUUUUACUGAGGAAAAGAGUGGAUGCUUAGAGAGCAUGGACUGUGAAACUGAGCUCCCGUCUAUCUGUGGAAACAUUAUUAUGUAA
Messenger RNA from Maylandia zebra (zebra mbuna), 536 nucleotides. RefSeq names its product lactose-binding lectin l-2-like. The record is from RefSeq and is a predicted model, not a curated record. NCBI's taxonomy places the organism in Eukaryota, Metazoa, Chordata, Actinopteri, Cichliformes, Cichlidae.